Molecule: messenger RNA, 249 nt
Organism: Parascedosporium putredinis
Lineage: Eukaryota; Fungi; Ascomycota; Sordariomycetes; Microascales; Microascaceae
Source: the annotation of a GenBank genome assembly
AUGUGCCACGAGAACCCUCGUCGGACCCCUCAGGCUAGCAAGCACGACCCCCGCCGCCCCUACCUCAACUACGAGUCCAACGGUGGCACCCAUAGCCCUAAUGUAGCUUCCGGCUUCGACGACCAGUCCGAGCGUAUCGCCUACUGCCACCCGCCCGCUGUCACCACUAUUCCGAGUUCGAGGGGAACAGACACCUCUGCCCAAAUCCCAGCGCCCGACUCAUCUACUCCGUAUACCUGCAAGUACUAG